This is a messenger RNA of Mesorhabditis belari, 1104 nucleotides long. Lineage: Eukaryota; Metazoa; Nematoda; Chromadorea; Rhabditida; Rhabditidae. The record is from the annotation of a GenBank genome assembly.
AUGAACGCCAGACGCGGUCUCCUCUUCCCCUCACAGGCGAUUCGUCGAGGAAUCGAGCGACGCGGACAACACAUGAUGAGAACGGACCCAUUGACUCGUUUUCGUGCGUUGGCCGAGUCGACGGUUAUCAAACCGAAAACACUCAUCACCGGUUCGUUGGGACAAUUGGGAAGAGGAUUAGGAACGAUGCUCAGAUUUAUGUACGGCGAGGAAUCGGUGGUGAUGACGGAUAUCGUUAAGUGUGACCCAAACGCGCCCGAUGUUGUCAACUACUCGUUCCUCGACGUCACCAACGAGCGGGCAAUCGAGGAGGCCGUUGUCAACAACAACAUCGACACACUGGUUCAUUUCUCGGCCUUGCUUUCGGCGGUGGGUGAGCAAAAUGUGCCAUUGGCGAUCGAGGUGAAUGCAAACGCGUCGAACAAAAUCCUCGAAGUGGCCAGGAAACACCGCCUGAAGGUGUUCAUCCCGUCGACAAUCGGCGCUUUCGGGCCGACGACCCCACUCGAGAUGACACCCGAUUUAACGAUUCAACGACCGAGAACCAUUUAUGGAGUGACAAAGGUGUACAACGAGCUGCUGGGCGAGUACUACGCCGAGCGUUUUGGCGUCGAUUUCCGUUGUCUCCGCUUCCCGGGGAUCAUCUCGGCGACGAAACCCGGUGGUGGCACAACUGAUUACGCCAUUCAAAUCUUCUACGACGCGAUUUUACAUGGACACCAUAAGUGCUACCUCGAGCCGAACACCCGCUUGCCGAUGAUGUACGACACGGAUUGCAUGGCCGCCAUUGUUUUUUUCCUCGCCGCUCAACAAGAGCAACUAUCAAUGCGGACCUACAAUGUGACCGGGUUCUCCUUUACUCCCGACGAGAUUGCGACAGCCAUUCGAAAGGUGAUGCCCGACUUCAAGAUCACCUACGAGAACAUUUGUCCGAUUCGACAAAAGAUUGCCAACUCGUGGCCGAAAGCACUCGCCGAUGAAAAUGCACGACGCGAUUGGGGAUGGCAUAACGAUUUCGAUCUUGAUUCAACCGUGCAGAUCAUGUUCGCCCUUCUCGAGUCCCAAAUCCGUCCCGCCGAGCAAACGAUUGCUCACCAGAGCGCC